Molecule: messenger RNA, 1101 nt
Organism: Rhagoletis zephyria (snowberry fruit fly)
Lineage: Eukaryota; Metazoa; Arthropoda; Insecta; Diptera; Tephritidae
Product: translation initiation factor IF-2-like
Source: RefSeq, a predicted model, not a curated record
AUGGCGCACUUGCAGUCGCUGCAUUACGCACCGCAACAUCGGCAUCACCAGGAACAACCGCAACAACAACCAAAUCAACCACAGCGACAAGCGCGUUCACCAUAUGGCCUACCCAUUCAACCCGUUAUGCGUUCACAACGUUCACUUUAUGGCGGCUGGGGGCCGGUAGGUUUGGGGCCAAUUGGUUUAGGCUCUGUUGCACCUGCUAGCUCCGUUGGAACCAUUGGCAUUACUAAAGAGGAGCUUCUAGCACUACUCGAAGCUUGGAAAGAGGUUGAAAAACCUGCAGCACCAGAGCCAGAACCGGCACCAGCGCCUGAACCCGAACCCGAACCCGAACCGGAGCCAGAACCAGAACCCGAACCUGAGCCGGAGCCGGAGCCAGAACCUGAGCCUGCGCCAGAGCAGGAAGCUGCACCUGAACCAGCAGCUGGCGCUAGUCCACCACCACCUGGCGUACCACUUACAGUUUCACUGCCUGCCUUCGUUCCCAUACAAUUGUCGGCCAUGUACACCGCGCCUGCACCACCAGCAGCACCAGCUGCGGAAGGUGGUGGUGCGGCAGAGGGCGGCGAAGGCGGUGGGGCAGGAGGAGGAGAAGCAGGCGGCAGUGGUGAAGCCGCGGAGGAGGAAGAAGAAGAAGAAGAGGAGGAGCCUGAAGAGGAAGCAGUACUAGAACCGGAGCCGGUAAUAAUUGGACAUGAAGGGUUUGGUCAUCAUCCGCGAGUCGUUUAUUUGCCGCGACAAUCGUUCAAACGUACUAAGUCGCUUACGAAAAGUGGAUUUGCAAGAACUUAUAAGGGCACUAAGGCCAGAUCUGGCGCUCGGAAAUCUAAAGGUGUUACCAAAAAGCCCUCCAAGACAAAGGGUAAAGCUUUGGCCAAGCCACGAGCUUCCAAAUUUCCAAUUCGUUUCCCCAUUUCAAAUGCCAGACAAUUCGCAUCUACAAACUUUGUAGCACCCAAACCAAGAUUUUACAAGCCUGCUCCACGCAUUUACCCAAGAAGCAUAACGGCCCUACCGCCACCGCCAUUCCUUGCCAAUCCACCGGCACCUUUGAAAUUGGUACCAUCUGACCAAUUGUUGAGUAAUUGGACAUAG